GUCUUGUGGACUCAGCUUGUGAUUUAUUCCAGUUGUUUGUGUGUCAUCACUCUAUGGUAGUCUGAAUGAGUACGAGUGACCGUGAUUAACAAUCUGCUGACUGGAUCUCUGACCAGAGACAGAGCUGGAGGAAAACAGCCAGUUUUUACAAUCGGCAAUUGAUGGCUGCUGUCAUAAGCUUUCUGCCUUCUCGCUCGAAGCGGUAUUGACAAACCCGCUCUCCAUGUCAAUCUCUCAUAGCUGGUUCAUCAGGUCAUCCCAGCAGUGCUUUACGAAUUCUUCACAGAGAGCUUCACACAGUGGAUUAACUGGAAGAAUGUUUCUAUGGGCUGGAAGCAAAGGAGCUCAAGGAUCAGGAAGUGGGAGGAGGAGCAUUUAUCAUAAGAUCCGUGAGUAUGAUAUUUUGGAGAAGAGGAGGACAGUGACCGCACUGAAAGCUGGAGAGGACAGAGCCAUUCUUCUAGGCCUCAGCAUGAUUCUCUUUUCAGCCAUGAUGUACUUUGUGUUGGGCAUAACAAUGGUGCGCUCAUACUCAGACAGUGUUUGGACAGGAGAGUCAAACUGCACAGUGCUGAACUCUACUGUAGUUGCUGAAGUUAACUGCAGCUACAGUUGCGGCUCAGAAUGCCGGAAGAGCUCCAGGUAUCCGUGUCUUCAGGUGUACGUCAGUUUGAACUCCACCGGCAGGGCUCUGAAACUCUCCCACAACGAAGAGGUCUAUGAGGCCAACCCUGAGUGUUUUUAUAUCCCAAAAUGUCGCAAGGAUCACACGCUGAUGAACACCAUCGUGAUGAACAUCUCAGAGCGGCUAAAGACGCACACGCAGGUUUCGUGUUACUACGACCCUUCAGAGCAGCACAACGCCGUUCUCCUGACACGUCUCUAUGGCCGGCGGGCCAUCGUGAGCUCUCUCCUCUGGCCCACGUGCACGCUGGUGGGAGGCAUGCUUAUCAUCGCAAUGGUGAAGCUCACUCAGUAUCUGUCAUUCGUGUGCGAGCAGAUCGGUCGUAUCAAAAGGAUGGGGCUGUACUCUCUAACAGGAAACUCUCAAGGCAUGGUCGGCACUCGGAAGUAUAACGGCGGGAUCCAGGACGGGGUUUAAACGUGACAGAGGAUGUCACCGUACACGUAUUAGUCAACAGACACAGAUACCAGCACAUGAGAAUCGAUGUGUUUUGGCUCGCGUGGUGUUCCUCUGACCCCCAAUCGGCCCUUGUGUUGACUGUAGGUUGUGUUGGCUCAGCAGAGCCCCUAGUGGUUGUAGUUGGAAUUUCCUAACUUCUUUUGAGCAAGGAGCAAAAUAUACAAUCUUAUUGCGGGUGUCGAUUACAUUCGCUGACCACCCGACCGCAGUGACUUAAUUCCAUGAAGGCCGAAUCGACGGCACUGAUGUAAUCACAGAAAUGAAUGUAGCCCGCAUACUUCCAUCAGCUGCUGCAUGUGACUGCUGGCAUUCGUGGCUAUUUGAUAAACACUUCUGUUAAAACCAAAGGUCUUUUUGUUAAGUGCGACUAACACGUGGCUUCUCACUGCUAAGUGCUUUUUUGUGAGAUAAUCCAGUAGUAAACCACUUUAGCAAACUGUUAAAGUUACGGUGUGAAUGAGCAAAAGCUCACCAGCUGUGUUCCAAAUACUAGUGAGUUGUCUACCUAGACAGCGUUUUAAGGAAUGUUUUAAGGAAUCGUAGGCAAUUCACAAUAUUUAUUUUUUAUAUUAGAGUAUAGAGUAUUGUAUUGAUACUUUGGUUAUGAGAAACAUGCUAACAUCAAGCAACAUGGUUUUCUAUUGAUGGCAGGUCAACGAUGAGGACUGCUUGUGUGGUAUUCACCCCAAUAUUCUGUCACCAUUUAAUUACCCUCGUAUCAUUCAAAACCUAACUUUUUCUUUUGUAGAACAGAAAGGAGGAUUAUUCUGAAAUGUCCAUGUACGUCAAUAGGGUCAGUGUUGUCUGGUUACAGAUAUUCUUUUAAAAUAUCUUCUUUUGUGACCUGGAGAAGAUAGAAGGUCACACAGGUUUGGAAUGACAUGAGGUUGAGCACAUGAUGACAGUAUAUUCAUUUAUGUGUGAACUAUCACUUUACAUCAUAUUAUCACAGGCAGAGUUAGCUCACAGGGUUUGGGAGCAGUGCUUGUAGGUUUACUGUUGAAUGCACAUAUUUUUAUAGCAUUUAGGGAUUACAGUACCAAGCGGUUUGUAGCAUUUUCACAUCAACUGUGAAAUAAAUCUGUUUGUCACCGA
Triplophysa dalaica is the source of this 2239-nucleotide messenger RNA. RefSeq names its product calcium-activated potassium channel subunit beta-2 (gene s100p). Gene Ontology annotation, cellular component: membrane; voltage-gated potassium channel complex. Bases 224 to 1102 code for a protein of 292 amino acids. The record is from RefSeq and is a predicted model, not a curated record. NCBI's taxonomy places the organism in Eukaryota, Metazoa, Chordata, Actinopteri, Cypriniformes, Nemacheilidae. The transcript is spliced from 6 exons. Gene Ontology annotation, biological process: detection of calcium ion; potassium ion transport. Gene Ontology annotation, molecular function: potassium channel regulator activity; calcium-activated potassium channel activity.